Molecule: messenger RNA, 3691 nt
Organism: Macrosteles quadrilineatus (aster leafhopper)
Lineage: Eukaryota; Metazoa; Arthropoda; Insecta; Hemiptera; Cicadellidae
Product: interleukin-1 receptor-associated kinase 4-like
Exons: 10
Coding region: 164-1540 (458 amino acids)
Biological process (GO): protein phosphorylation
Molecular function (GO): protein kinase activity; ATP binding
Source: RefSeq, a predicted model, not a curated record
AUUUAUUUACGUCACGUCGUUAUUUUGUAACCAUCAAAACUUUGAGUUACUUUAAAAUACAGGCAUUAUCAAAAAUUUAAAUUGGUUAUAACAUUAUAAAACAACCUUGGGCUUGGCCAUUCUGUAAAUAUCUUGGUCUUGGUUUUUGUAUCCAACCUUGAAAAUGACUAAAGUGAGCAAUGAAGAUGUGGAAAUAAGAAAAUUACCUGCAGGCUCAACUUUUAAACUAUGUCAAAUUCUCGAGAGUGGUGAUGGAUGGAGACAGUUGAUGGCUGCAAUACCAAUUUCAUGUCAAGAGGGGAAUCCACCAAAAUACACAGUUGAACAUAUGAAGUUAAUUGAAAACGCAGGAAUGUGCCAAAAACGUCCCUUUUCGGAAAUACUUCUUGAGGAAUGGAGCACUAGUGGUAAAUGUCGACCAACUGUUUCUGUGUUGCUUCAGUGCCUCUUGAAGGCUGAAUUGUAUCGUGCUGCUGAUUAUGUCGCUGUUGAACUACUUAAAGUACCCCCACCCCCGAGGCCACAUACGGGCCCGGCAGCUACCAUCACCGCGGGAGGAGUUGACUUUACUCCCAGUGCUCCUCCCGCACCCUCCUCCCCUCUACCUACCACCUCUGAACACACAGCGGAUCCUGCAGAGCUGCUAGUGUCUCACGUCAAAGAGAUGACCAAAUUGCCCUAUGCACAGCUGGAGGAGGUCACUGAUGGGUUCGCUGCUACACGUUUGCUGGGUGGAGGUGCGUGGGGACAAGUGUACCAAGCCACUCUGCCCCGUCUCGGCCCGGUAGCUAUCAAGCGACUACACCUGGCAGUGACGGGGGGACCUUGGGAACCUCUGCAGCAGUUCCACAACGAGAUUGAUGUUCUGGCGCAGUUGUCCCAUCCCAACCUACUGCCACUGCUAGGCUACUCGGAGGAUGGCCCGGCGCUCUGUCUGGCGUAUAAGUACAUGAGGCAUGGCUCCUUGCUUGACAGACUGGCGUGUACGAAUGGGAGGCAGCCUCUGCAGUGGUGUGACAGACUGGUGAUUGGUCUAGGCUCUGCACGAGGUCUGUGUCAUCUACACACGGUGUUGGAGAGGCCCCUUGUACACCGAGAUGUCAAGUCCGCUAAUAUUCUGCUGGACGACAACUUUGUUCCCAAGUUAGGUGAUUUUGGCCUGGUCCGGAUGGGCUCUAACGCCAACCACACCCAGACAGCGGCCAUUACUACAAACGUCAUUGGCACAUCGGCAUACAUGGCUCCCGAGGCCUACAGAGGAGAUGUGUCCGUCAAGAUGGAUGUUUUCAGCUUCGGGGUGGUCUUAUUGGAGCUAUUGACAGGCCUGCCUCCUUAUGAUGAAAACAGAGAAGGUCAUGACCUCAUAACUCAUGUGGACGACGCUGAUAAUAGAAAUGAACUAGUAGACAAUAGAGCAGGAAACUGGCCUCAACACGUCGUUCAACAGAUGUUUGAACUUUCCGACUUGUGUUUGUAUGAGAAGAAAAGACGACCGUUGAUGCCAGCUGUAAUUGAAAAACUAGAACCGUUGAUUUGCUAGUUGAACAUGAAGAUAACCAGUAAAAUGUUAGAGUUCAAGCGUGUAACAUGGACUAUAGACCGCAAUACUGCGUUGGUAAAUUUCUCAUCCAAAUGGAUCAGUUAAAUACAAUUUUAUUGUUAGUUCCGCCCAGUGCACUGUAGCGAUCAGCGUCACCAACAUGAACUAUGCACAAAAACGAGCUUCAUCAUUUACAAUGGGAUGAGAAGUUUACUUGUGUUGGAAUAAUCUAUGCAUACUUAUAGCAUUGUACAUAGCAUUGAUAUAGGCCCCCGUAUGCUGCAUGUACUGAGCUACAGGUACUCUAUCACUACUAAUGCAAUCAAAAUAUACAUAAUUGUAAUAUUUGAUUAAGAACAAAUUGUAUUAUGUACUUGUCAAUUAAGCAGGUUAGAUAAUAGUGCAUUACUCUUACCUGAACAUAACUUGAAAUGAAACAAUUAAUGUUCCAAGGAGACCGAAAAACUGAAAAUUUGUGUUUAGUUGUUAUUUGCCGCUGAACCCUUCCCGGACGGAUGACGGAUAUAUCCGCCUAAGUCUUUGGCAAUAAAGGACGGGUGGCGGAUAUAUCCGCUUAUAGUUAUUGAUGUUCCGGACGGGAAGCAGAUAUAUCCGCCUUUUCUUCAGACAGACUGGCAGGUGCUUGAGCAGUAACCAGAUGUUUCGUGGUACCAAAGCGCCACUUCCUGCUCUCUCAAUGGCUGAGCUCUCUCCCGCCUACCCCUCUCCCGCGCACCCCCCACCUCUCCUACAGUCUUCCCUCGACGUUUCACGCUCAACAUUACGUUGUCUUUAUUGAUUGUUUAAACAUAUUGUUCUUUAUUUAUUGCCUAACGUUGUCAUGGUCAUAUCUUCAAAGACAGUUGGCGGAUAUAUCCGCUGCUUUUCUACUCAUCCGUGGACGGGUAGCGGAUAUAUCCGCAUAGAUAAAAACUAGUACAAAAUUAUUUUGACAGUAUGAAGUGUUCCAUUGUGUUUAUUUUAUGUAUACUUGUAUAACAAAACACAAAUAAGGAAAAUUAAUUUUUAUUUUUUCUUAUAAUUUUUUCCAGUUCUAUGUCACGAUUUUGCCUGUCCGGGAAGGGUUAAUACUUUAUCUAUAGGCCUAUAAAUAAAAAUUAAUCCCUUUUUUGAUAGUAUUCCAUAACUCGCGAAGGAGUGCACGAAUUGGAUGAGUCUUUUUUUGUUGUGUUCCUUAGUGCCAGGGGAAGGUUUUUAUGUAAGGAAAUUAUUAAUCCAUCCAACUGUUAUUUAUUAUUUAGAAUUUAAAAAUUCCAAAAAAAAUUGCCUUUACAUUAGCUCACUCACUUUAACCUGGAGGCGAGUGAGGCAACGAACGAGCUCCAAGCCAAAGGUUGAAUGAGCGUAGCAAACAAACUUCAACCAGGACGUGAUUGAGCGAUGCAAACGAGCUCAUUUUGAAAAUGUACAAGCAUUUGACAUAAAACCACAUUAGGACAGGACAACGCCUGUCGGGCCAGCUAGUAUUCUAAUAAUUACUAUGUAUUUAAUUAUUUAGUUUUCAUUGACAUAAUUGAAUUCUUUGUAAACCAGGGUAAUUCCUCAUUGUCUUAAGUGUGAAUGUAGCCAUUGUCCAUAAUUUUGGUUGCAUACUUUGCCUUUGUAUUAUUUAUCUGUUGGUUCUAUAUUAUACUCAAGUUUAAUUUAUACGCAACAUUUGGUGCUAUUAAAAGUAAGUACUGUAAUAACAAUCACACAGUAUUGAAAUUAUUCAGAUUUUGGCUGUGCUGUUUAAGAUAGUGUUAAUUUUCUUUUAUACACUUUCAUUUUUUAUUUUCUAUAAACAGGGUGUUUUUCUUAAAUCUAUACUCAUACUGUAAUUGAAAUGAUUGUAGAGCUGCGUUUACACGAGGCCAGUAGAGCAGGCAGGUUACUUGCCUUUAAUGUAUUUCAAAUUACCUGAGGCAAGUGGCCUGCCCGCCAAAUAGCUGUGUGUGAAUGUGGCUAAAGGUAGUUUUUUAAGAUAAAGCAUUUUAAUUCAAAUAAAUCUAGUUUUAAUUAUUGACUUUUUUACUUUGUUUAUCAUUAUUAAAUUAAGACAUAUGCAGCAUUAUGCUUUAUUGCAUUUAACAAUUUUUCAUGACAAAUAGGCUAUAUUCUGCAUUCAUAUAUUUUAUUGUUAAAAGACAA